GUGUCUGUAAUAAUUAGACAUGGAACUACUGCAUGUUGUACUAUGCAUUGUAUACGGAUGCAUCUGAUUAACAACUUGGCAGAGAGACACCCCCGGUAAAAUUAAGUACACAUUUUCCUGGAUAUUCAUAAUUAUUGAGGCAUUGAUCAACAUAGCGAAGCUCGAAUGGAACUAGCUACUUCUGUUGAAGUAUGAUUUCUUAAUUUAGAUAAAGAUAGCGGUUGACGAGGGAGUUAAUUGUAACCUUUUAGCAUUCUAUGCAUCAAUAUGUUUAUUCCAACAACGACUUUUUGGGGAUUCAUAUGGACUUUUUGUUUACACUAUACAGCCCAUGGACAACGGCCUAAAGUAACCAUACCUAUAGUGGCGAAAAAAAUAAGAAAAUAUGAAAGAACAAUUACAACUGAAAUUUCUACAUUGAUGAGAACCAGAACAACUUUUAUGUUACUUAGACAAUACGACAUUAAAAUAGUGUACUUGCCUUUGGAUAAUGAAUCACCAUCUGAUAUUUUGCAACUGUUUAAUGAUACCCUUUUGCAAGGAGGUAUCAAUUCCGUAAUAUACCUGCAGAUAGGCGGAGAAACCUCUGUAUCGUCAACUGAUUAUGUUACAACUGUCUUGGAGGAUUUAGGAUUGCCAGUUUUAUCAUGGGACCCCAAAUAUGCGGGAGCUCUAGAGAAAAUCAAAGAUCAGAGAGUUUUACAGUUUGCACCGACAGUGUACCAUCAAGCCAGAGCUAUGUUUCAGUUGAUGGAGUUUUUUAAUUGGACGCACUUUACGGUUGUUUCAAGUACACACACCAAUCACUUUGAUUUCGUUAGUGCUGUGAAGGACUUAGUGACUGAGAAGAACGAACAGGCUAAAAAACACAUACCCAUUAAAGCAGAAUUUAAACUUUUAGAGACUAUUGUUUGCGAUAUAGGAGAGGGAAAAUAUUCAGAUAUAUACCAGCCAUUAUUGAAAAGAUGUUUGCAACAGAAAGUUCCAAGGGAAAACAGAAUAUUCCUAAUGCACACAGAAACUAAAUAUGCAAAAGCUUUAAUGGAAGCUGCAACCAGUAUUGGUUUGACGACAAAAGACUACCAAUGGAUUUUAACAACAUCUGCGAUGGGACUAGUGACAUAUUUGGCAGACAAUGCUUAUCCUUUAGGAGUACUUGGAUUAUCACAUGAAGAGGAAUAUCCUUCUCCUAGUAUAGUUAAAGUCAUCAAAGAUGCAAUAUAUGAUUCAGUUAGAGUGUGGACUAUGGCAAUGGCAAGUUUGUCCCGUAGAAAAUCUUUAGACUUGUUUCCAGAUUUAAAUAAUUCAUCUAGAUGGCAGGAUGGACAAGAACUUUAUAAUGAAAUGCUUAACAUAAGAUUGAAGGAUUUGCGUUCGUCUGUUGAGUUCACCGAAAAUGGAUUAAAUCAAUACACAUCGUUAAAUAUACUUAACACACAGGAGAAAACAGAAAGAACGAGAGUAACGAAAAAAUGGAUAAAGGUUGGUGAUUGGUUUCCGAAAAGAGUCGGGUCAGAAAUAAAGCCGUCAAUAGAAUUAAACAGUAUCACAUGGCCUGGAAAUCAACCAUUCCCUCCACUCGGCCGACCAGCUCGCCGGUUUUUCAAUAUUGCAACUUUGAAUGAAGCACCGUAUGUGAUGUACAGACCAACAGAUGUUCUAACGGGGAAAUGUAAUUAUCCUGCUACAAAAUGUAGAGUGGUAUACAACGCUACUGAACAUGGAAACGAUACAACGUUCGAGAACGGGACAGUUGUAAACUGCUGUACAGGAUUGAGCAUAGAUUUGUUAUUAGUUCUGAGUGACAAAAUGAAAUUCGAUUUUAACUUGUUUGAAGUUCCAGAUAGAACGUUCGGCAUUCAAGAUAUGGUUACAGGAGAAUGGAAUGGUCUUAUCGAACUAUUGAUGAACGGAGAAGCAGAUAUGGUUGUCACUUCGAUGCAAAUUACACCUAGACGAAGUGAAGCCGCCAUGUUUUCUAUGCCUUUCCUGGAAACUGGAACUACCAUUAUUGUAUCAUUAACUAAAGGAGCAAUAUCUGCCACUGCUGUGUUAGAGCCGUACGAUUACCCAGCUUGGUGUCUUAUUUUGGUAUUCAGUGUCCAUUCUAUUGGUGCUUCUAUUUUCAUAUUUGAAUGGUUAAGUCCAGCUGGUUUGGAUCAAGGCAAAACACCAAUGCGAGAACACAAGUUUUCCCUUUUCCGGUCUUUCUGGUUAAUAUGGGCUAUGUUGUUUGGUGCAGCCGUGUCAGCUGAUAAUCCUCGUGGUGUGUCAAGCCGUUUUCUUGGAAAUGUAUGGGCAUUGUUUGCCUUGGUUUUCCUUGCAAGCUAUACAGCUAACCUUGCAGCCUUCAUGAUAACAAAAGAAAGUUACUAUGAUUUAUCAGGAAUACAAGACUGGCGAUUAACAAAUCCGUAUAAGCAUAAACCUCGUCCAUUUAAAUUUGCUACUGUUCCUAAUGGAAGCACAGAAGAAAAUCUACGUGAAACAAGACCAGGAAUGUACAAAUAUAUGUACCAAUACAUGCAGCCAUCAGUUCCCGAGGCUAUAGCAGCCCUGAAAAGACAGGACAUCAACGCUUUUAUCUAUGAUGCAACACCAUUGGAAUAUCAAGUAGGUAUUGAUCCUGAUUGUGAUUUAAGAACAGUAGGACAGUCCUACGCUAUGACAGGAUACGGAAUAGGAUUUCCACUAGAGACUGACACUGAUCUAGUAACAGAGGUUAACAACAUUAUACUGGAUCUACAAGAAGACGGUGAACUGGAAAGACUUCGAAAGUUUUGGCUUGCAGGAGCAUGUCAUUCUAAAUUGAAUCAGAAAAGGUCUAGUGACGAGUUAGGGAUACUCAAUUUUACAAGCGCAUUCAUACUGUUAGCGGCUGGUAUUGUUCUAGGAGGUUUGCUUCUAAUACUAGAACACUUGUACUUCCGGUUUGGGCGUAAAUGUUUGAAGGAGUACGACAAAUGUGGAUGUUGUGCCUUAGUAAGUCUGAGUUUGGGUAAAUCAUUGACGUUCGAACAGACAAUAAUGGAAGCUAUAGACCUACAUAAGAAACAUAAAUGUAAAGAUCCUCUGUGUGAGACACAACUAUGGAAAGCAAAGCACGAAUUGGAUCUUGCUUUGUUAAAAAUACAGAAACUAAGUAGAGAAAUCGGGGCAAUCAAGCAAGCGCCGGCAUUAAAGUACAAACUUGAAAUUAUUGGUCAUCAAGAUUCUAAAGUUGAAGAUGACACCAUAGAAAACAAAUCAAAGGUAGCUGAGACGUCUAAUGGCGACAUGCGUCAAAGAAGACGGGAUUCUACCUUAAGGCGAUCACCUAGUUAUAAUAAUGCCAUAGGUGGGGAUAGUAAUUUGACUCAGGAAAAUCAAAGUGCAAAAAAUAAUGCUUCUGAAGGAGAUAAUCUAACUAAAGAAUCUCCAUCGUCAAGGAAUGGAGCAUAUGCUUUUGGUGAAGGAGAAGUAUAAGUAAUUUGUGAUAUAUGCAACAACGAUGUAUAAAUUUCAUUAUGCAAAUGUCUGUUUUGUUUGUUUGAUGUAACAUGACUUUAGUGGAUGAAGCUGUGCCUUUAUUAAUCUGUGUUAAUUGAUGCAAUAUCAUGUGUAAAUAAGUGUAUAAAACAUAUCAUCUAUUUUUUA
Messenger RNA from Mytilus trossulus (common blue mussel), 3636 nucleotides. RefSeq names its product glutamate receptor ionotropic, NMDA 2B-like. The record is from RefSeq and is a predicted model, not a curated record. The transcript is spliced from 17 exons. Gene Ontology annotation, cellular component: plasma membrane. Bases 268 to 3465 code for a protein of 1065 amino acids. Lineage: Eukaryota; Metazoa; Mollusca; Bivalvia; Mytilida; Mytilidae. Gene Ontology annotation, biological process: monoatomic ion transport. Gene Ontology annotation, molecular function: NMDA glutamate receptor activity.